Molecule: messenger RNA, 548 nt
Organism: Papaver somniferum (opium poppy)
Lineage: Eukaryota; Viridiplantae; Streptophyta; Magnoliopsida; Ranunculales; Papaveraceae
Product: isoamylase 3, chloroplastic-like
Exons: 6
Coding region: 17-520 (167 amino acids)
Source: RefSeq, a predicted model, not a curated record
CUUCCAUUUGGCUCUAAUGAUCUCACAGGGGACUCCAAUGAUGCUGAUGGGAGAUGAAUACGGCCACACACGGGAGGGCAAUAACAACAGUUAUGGACAUGAUAAUGCAAUGAAUAAUUUUCAGUGGCACCAGCUUGAUGCCAGGAAAAAGAAUCACUUUAGGUUCUUUGCAGAGUCGAUAAAGUUUCGCCGAAAACAUUCUGUAUUGGGACGCGACCAAUUUCUUGAAAAGAAUGAUGUUACCUGGCAUGAGGAUAACUGGGACAACCAUGAGAGCAAGUUCCUCGCAUUUACGAUCCAUGAAAGGGAUCAUGGGGCUGAUAUUUACGUAGCAUUUAAUGCACAUGAUUAUUUUGUUAAAGCUCUUAUACCUUCACCUCCUCCUAAUAGGCGAUGGCUCAGAGUGGUGGACACCAAUCUUGAAUCUCCAGAUGACUUCGUUCCUGAAGGAAUUCCAUUUACUGGAGAUACCUAUAAUGUUGCACCCUAUUCAUCAAUUCUUUUUGAAGCCAAGCCGUGAAUCCCAAGUUACCAGGUGGAUGUCUGUU